AUGUUCAUCUGUCACGACAAAAAGUCUGCUGAAGUCUACCCCGGCGAGUGGAGCGGCGAGCACGUGUCGGCGUGGCUGCGCUGGUGCACGCGCCAGUUCCGGCUGCGGCCGGCGCCCGACCCUGCGCGCUUCCCCGGCACGGGGCCCGAGCUGUGGGCGCUGCGGCGCGACGAGUGGGCGGCGUUGGCGGGCAGCGGGCGCGCCGGCAGACUCCUCGCCGUGCACCUGGCGCACCUGCGCCUCGCCGCCACCGGCGCGCCCUCCAGCCCGCUCACCGAGCCCCGCCACGACUCCGACACCGAGGGCGACGGCGCCGACGACGACGGCUCCGCGGCGGACCCGUACCAGGUGCUGAACGCGGCGGGGUCGCGGCUUCUGGCGCAGGGCUCCGGCCAGAUCCAGCUGUGGCAGUUCCUGCUGGAGCUGCUCGCCGACUCCAGCAACGCCGCCUGCAUCGCCUGGGAGGGCAGCAACGGAGAGUUCAAGCUCACCGACCCCGACGAGGUGGCGCGCCGCUGGGGCGAGCGCAAGAGCAAGCCCAACAUGAACUACGACAAGCUCAGCCGCGCGCUCAGGUACUACUACGACAAGAACAUAAUGACAAAGGUGCACGGCAAACGGUACGCGUACAAGUUUGACUUCCACGGACUGAUGGCCGCAUGUCAGGCGCAAGCACAGGCCCAGGCAGCAGCAGCAUCUGGCGGAAGUGCGAGUGGCAGUUCAGGUGCGUCAGAUGGACUUUACAAGUACCAAGCACACCACAGUGAGCUGGGGCCCGCACUGUACCCGGCGUCCGCACUCGCCGACUCGGCCGCGGCUGCAGCUAAGCUGCUGCCGAGCACUACCGGGGUCACUGUCCCACCUCCGGGCACAGUCUCACCCUUCUGGACAUCGGCAGCAGCGGCAGCUGCUGCAGCUUCCGGACUGCAGUCCGUGUACUCGGUGGCACCUGUCAGGUACCCGUACACCCCAGGACCGGGGAGUGGCAGCAACUAGCCGGCGGCUCUGUGGCCGGCGUGCCUGACAGCACGAGUGGCCCCGACCCCGACCUGCACGUCCCACCGUCUGUGGCCCGAUCGAGACGGCACUCACGUCGGCAUUUCGGUCGAGCAGCCGAGCCCUUGGAGAACUCUGCUGUCCCGUCCACAUUACUUGUUCUCUUAGUGACUGCAGAGUUUGUUAUUUAUCUCCACUGCAACUACUUACAAAUCAUUCGUGUGCAAAAGAGAAAGGAGGCAACCUGUACUUACAAGUGAAGAGACACUCCUAUUUGCCAACCAAUCUUACACACUUUUCUCUGCAGUGGUAUGGACACUGUACUCUUCAUAGAGCCAGCAGUAUAUGAGUUUAAGACGUGUGAUACAGUAAACACUAUUGUGACUUUCAUAAUUAAUUUAGUUUACAGUGUAGAAAAAUGUUAAUUUUAUUUGUACAAUAUAUUGUUAAAGAAAGAAACCGGUAAAAUUUAAAAAUUGCUGUUUACUUCAUAAUAUAAAAGACGACAUAGGAGUGUGAGCACAAUUUUCAUCAUUACAGAUGAAGACUGUGUCCUUUAUCCCAUACAAAUUCUACUUUUCCAGUCUUCUAUCCCAUACAAAUUCUAAUUUUCAGUUUUCCUCUCUUUUACUCUGGUAAUAUUAGCAAAAGUUUGUGUAUUUUGUGAAACAAUGACUUAUUUCAUUGAUUCUCUCCAGGUAGCAAGUUAGAGAAAAAUUCUAAAACUAACUCCCAGUUUUAUACUGAACAAACUCAUACUUCUUAUGAUACAAAAUAAUUGUUUAAGGUGAAUGUAAAUGUAUUUUCAAAUAGUAUUUGUACAUCUGAAGAAGACGAAACUUAAGCUGAAGCAGUAUGCGCCACAAUUUUCAUACAAAAUUCUGUUGGGUGUUUACAAGAAAGUGAUGUAUUUGUGAAAUGUUAUAGUUCCUCUGAAACAUUCAACAAUAAACAAAAUUUACAGCUGAUCAUCACUUAAUAAAACAUACAUAAAUGUAGAAAAAGUUUUACUAGAAAUGUGCAAGC
Molecule: messenger RNA, 2022 nt
Organism: Schistocerca serialis cubense
Lineage: Eukaryota; Metazoa; Arthropoda; Insecta; Orthoptera; Acrididae
Product: ETS domain-containing transcription factor ets-5-like
Exons: 4
Coding region: 1-996 (331 amino acids)
Biological process (GO): regulation of transcription by RNA polymerase II; cell differentiation
Cellular component (GO): nucleus
Molecular function (GO): DNA-binding transcription factor activity, RNA polymerase II-specific; sequence-specific DNA binding
Source: RefSeq, a predicted model, not a curated record